AUGGAGCUAAUAUGUAUCAAGGGGUACCUCCUGGCAGCUAGGCCUUUACCUCAGUAUUCACACAGCCUCCCCCUGCCCCGGUCCCUCGCGGGUGGCUGCGUGCCUCAGGCUGAGGUCCAAGGGGGUGUCAGAGGCGCCUGCCUUGGUGAGGCUGGUGGCAGCAUUAUUCGAGUGUCAAAAGAAGCCCGGAAGAGGUUCUUGGGCCCACUCCACCCAUCUUUCAACUUGGUGAAGAUCAUUCGGACCUGCCUGUCCAAGACCGUGCCAGACAAUGGGCAUGAGGUUGCAGCGGGACGUUUGGGUAUUUCCCUGACGCGGGUCUCUGAUGGAGAAAAUGUGAUACUGUCAGACUUCAAUUCCAAGGAGGAGCUGAUCCAGGCCUGUGUCUGCAGCACCUUUAUCCCUGUCUACUGUGGGCUGAUACCUCCAACCUUGCGUGGAGUGAGAUAUGUUGAUGGAGGGAUAUCUGACAACUUGCCACAAUAUGAGCUGAAGAACACAAUCACAGUGUCUCCAUUCUCGGGAGAGAGUGAUAUCUGUCCACGGGACAGUUCCACAAACAUGCAUGAGCUGAGAGUCACCAACACUAGCAUCCAGUUCAACCUUCGCAACCUCUACCGCCUCUCAAAGGCCCUGUUUCCUCCGGAGCCACAGGUACUGCGGGAUAUGUGCAAGCAGGGCUAUCGGGAUGCACUGCACUUCCUGAAGAAGAAUGGUCUCCUUCAUCGUCCAAGUCCUGCCCGUCCCCUCCUUGCCAUAGAAGCCCCCCCAGAAGAGAAAAAAGAGGAAGAAACAGAAGCUGAGGACCAACUAGAGGAUAAUACUGCCCUUGCUGUUGUUGAAGAGCACAUCUUCGAACACUUGCCUCCCAGACUGAACCAAGCUCUUCUGGAGGCUUGUGCUGAAAGAAGAAGUUUCUUGACUGGUAUCACCAACAUGCUGCCUAUACGUGUGGCCACAGCAAUGAUGGUCCCCUAUAUGCUGCCUCUGGAGUCUGCGGUUUCCUUCACUGUCAGGUUGCUGGAAUGGCUCCCAGAUAUCCCUGAGGAUAUUAGAUGGAUGAGGGAGCAGAUGACUGAAAUCUGCAGCUAUCUUGUGAAGAAAGCCAAGAAGAAACUGGGCAGCCAUCUUUCAGCCAGGCUUUACUAUCACCUUGAGCUUGGAGGGCCCCAGAGCCUGCCAAUUUCUUCCGCACCGGCUUGUGGUGAAGCACUGCCUAUGUGGAUGAGAAGCAACCGUUCCCUGUCUGAUGUCAUGAUGAAGUGGGAGGAGUACCAGCGCCAGCUCAUGCUGGGCUUACUUUGCAUCAAUGUGGACAUGCAGGCCUCCCUCUUCCCUCGGGAAGGGUUUCAGAUAAAGCUUCCACCUCUAGACUGUGCGAAAGAGUGCCUGCCACUCUUCUGAGCCUGCUGCUCUGAGAGGGUGAGGGUGGGUGGGAAGGGGAGCAGAUGUAGGGUGGGACUGGUCUCAUCCCUCAGGAGCAGGGCUGCCCUGUGCUCGUGAAUAUGCUGCAAAGGGGAUUUCCCCGGGAUGGAGACUGGUGGAACUGACUGUAGCCAUUUGUUGCCCACUGGGUCAGGCAAGGGAUCUCUGUGUUCAAAGGCACACGUGGGCUGAUACCUUGCUCUGGACUUGUGUUGAGGCCUGGCCAUUGCCUGUGGCCAGGCUGAUGCUGACCCAGCUGUGCUCUCCCAAAUAAUGCACUUUGAAUUGCCAUUGGCUUUUUACCGCUAAAUAAUCAGGACGUAGAUGAUGCUCUCAAGUUCAUACAGCUUUUAGCUUCCUUUGAUUUUUAGAGCAUAAGUCUUGUUUUUUCUUAAAUCAUCUGACAUCCCCUAGCUCUUUGUGCUACUGAAAGAUGAAGUAGCCUCUUGCUAAACCAAUUUUUCUCAUGGCUUUCAAAUCUCGUCUUGACUUUCUUGUUUGCUGAAGCCAUGUUCUUUCCUCUGUCCCUUAACUGCAUCCCCACUGGAAGCCAGAGCUGGCACUGCUGCAGACUGCACUGGGACUGCAGAAAUGUGAAAAAGUUACGUAUUUACCCUGAUUCAUGUUGUCAUGGUCUCUCCCUUUUUUAUUUUUGUCCUCAUGGAACUUCUGCAGCUUGAACUCUGAGUGUUAAGUAAGUCAUUGAGCUUAUUUUAAAGAAGUAAUUUGGACAGAUUUUUUUUUUUUCCAGGGAAACAUGUUGAAUUUGAGGCCCCAUUCCUGUCACUGUGAAUGGAAUUAGUGUGGGGUUGCCCUGGAAAAGCUCAGCCUGACUGUCUCUGGAUCAGCUUAGCAGCUGAAGCAAUGUGAAGUGCUUGUAGGAAGGUGAGAUUGUGCAGGGGAUGUUGUUUUUCAGAGGCUUGUGGUGGAGUGUCACAGCAAGUGCUGGGGAAGUGGCUGCCUCUGACUAGGGGUCAGACUUUGCCCCUUAAGGGACCAUACAACUGAAGGAAAUUCCAGGUGGGUGAUACAGAAGGGAUCUCCUGCCAAACUGGGGCUUGGCUCUAUCUUUUGCUUGAAGAGUUUGGACAUUGAGGCUUUGGAGUGAGAAGGGUGUAGGCUUGUAGCUAUACCAGCCUCACAGCUUGCCUGUCUCAUGUUGUGGCUCACAGGUACAGCUCUGCAGCUGGCAAUAGCAGGAGGAUAAGUGGAAGUGAAGUUAGGAGUGUUGGUGCACAUGCAGCCUGCUUGGAACUGGUUAUGUUUGUCUUGUCCCUUAAAAGACCAGAGCUAGUGGGUCUUGUAGCAGGGCAGGACUCUGCCUUGUAAGGUACUGCCUUCUCAGUGGUGGUCUGGUUGUGACUUGCUGUGCAGAAGCAUGAACUCUGUUCUUCACAGGGUAAGACAUGGCUUCCUGUGGGGAUUGCAUGUACUUAAGCUUAAGUCCUUGCACUAUGACAUAAAACCAGCUCCUGGUAUCUUUUUCUGCAGUGUGCCUAGCUGCAUGAGGUGUCUUCUACCUCUCCUAGCACAAACAGUAUGCAACUGGCCAAAGCAAACAUACGCUGUCUUUGCUGGGGAGCAAGACAGGGUAUCUGAAGCUGAUUACAUAGCCUAUAGGUGGUAUAGUGAUUUAUAAUAGAGUCUCUUUUGCACCUGUGAUUUAGAAAGGGAAAAUAACCCCAGAAGUUCUACUAAUAGCUGAAGAAAGUAGUGAAUCUGCUCGAUCGUAUCUGCACAAACAGUGUGGGUGAGGUGGUGGGUGCUGUUUCCUACCAGCACAAUUGUGCACUGGGCAUGGGUUUAAGUGUUUGUGGUGGAGACUGUGAUAAGCAUCAGGACUUUUCUGCAGUGGCCAUUGCAAGCUGUGAGGCAAUAGAUUGGGCAGCUGUGGUGCUAACCAACUGUCCAGGAGACGCCAGUGCAAAUAUGAACUUGUGACUUAGAGUAUCACCCCACUGCCCUUCCUGGAUGUAACCUACCUAUGUAACACAAGGGCCUGCAUAGCUUAUGAAGCAGGCCUGCACUUAUGCAGUCAGAUUUAGUCUUAAGGUUCACAUAGUUAACGCAAUUAGGGAACAGGGAAGUUGCUACGGGAAGAGAAAAAACUGGAGGAUUCUGAAACCAGAAUCGGAAUAUUGGAUUAUAAAACAAGUCAAUCUUGUGAUUGUCUAAAGCCUGUGGAAAAAGCUUACUGCUAGAUGGAUGUAACUCUAAUCAAAGUGAACCAGCAACAAGCUACUGUCAGUUAGUGAGAGCAGAAUGAAUUUGAUGAAAAUUGGAAUUGAGAAAAGGUGUUUAUUUUAUGGUUUGCUGUGGGAUUUCUUUUCUUCCACUGCUUUGGGCUGCCUUCUUUAGGGGAAUGGCACAUGCACAGUUGCUUAGUUUGCGAGAUUAAUAUCUCUUGUCCCUAAUGCACACAUAGCAAUUGGCAAGAACAUAUAGAUAUUUAGUGGCAAGAAAUGAGGGCAUUUUGUCCAGAAGCAAAACAUUUGUGAGGGGCAAAGCUGGAUGAGGAAAAUCUUGUGCUUAGAAGCUGCUGCCCUUUUGACUCUGCCUUGUUUGUGUUAAUACACAGGUGGAGAAAAUGAUGCAACUAUUUUUUUAUUUUUUUAAUCCCUUCUUCCUGGACUGGUAAAACCACUGAGUGAUUAUGUAAACCACUAAACUAUGAAACAAAAUUCUCUUGGCAACAGAGUGCACUAAGAAAUUGCAGCUUGGCACCCUUAUCCCCUGGAUCUCCUCUGUUCUCUUCUUGCAUCAAAACCAACUGGGCUGGUGCCAUUGUCUUCCAGUGCUCUGAUCCAGAAGGCUUGCUGGUUCUGGUCCAUGCAUUUCAACCGACAAACCGCUGUGCCUGGUAAAAGGCCUGAGUUUCAUUCUGUGUUUCACCUCAUCUUUGUUUAUUUUAUUAUAUUAACCUCUCAAAGAGAUGCUUUUGUACACUUCAAACUGUAACCACAAACCAAAGCCUGGCUUUAAAUAUAAACGUCUAACUCUUUGGGGAGGAAACUCCUGUUUUCCCUAUGCUAAUUUGCCGGGUGUGAACAGAUACUGGGAAAGCACCACUCUGUAUUAACACUUUCUUUGCCUGUGUUUAUUCCCCAAGUGAUGCAGUGGCUGUUGUGUGUUUAGCUUGUUGGCUUUAUAGAUUUAGGCUCUGAUAAAAGAACUGCAGAUCUGUCAAAAAUACCCCAAACUACCCUCCUCUUCCUUAAGAGAAGUUUCAUGCAUUUGCUUGAAAUUCUUGCUGUUCAUUCACCACAGAUUGCAAAGGAUGAAGAAAGUAGGGAAGAUCUUCUAGCCCGCUGAUGCAGAAAAAGGGCUGUGGCUAUUUUUGAAGAACAGCUUUUUGUUAUGCAGUGCUGCCUUGUCUAGAUCAGACUCCACUUCUUUGAAAUCCCUGGAAACCUCUUGAUAGGCUUGGGGUUGGACCUGGAGGGGUUUACUGUGAUAGUGCUAACUGGAAUUCUUCAAGCCUUUGUUCUAUGUGUACUUCAUGGCAUGCGUUAUCUUCCAGGCAGCAGCUGCUGCUUAACCUACACUUGUCAAGUUCAUAGGAACAAGGUAAUUGUCUGUAGUAGUCAGUCCCUUCUUCAGCAGAAUGUGUGGUUGGGCAGGCCAGUGGGUAGUUGCCAGGGCCUGUCUGCUUUCCAGUAUAUGGUGGUUGAGAGGUCAGGUUCCUGGACAAAAAGUUCAUCUUGCAGUCCAUGUCCAAUUGUCCUUAUAGCAUUCACUUGAACUCUGCAACGAGUCCCAACCCUUGCUGUUUCCACUGUUUCACAUAAAGGGUCUGUGCAUUCAGGAAUCCACUUUUUUUUUCUCCUUCCUGUGACACAGAUACUACUUGCUGCUUUUAACAAGGCUAAGGUGAACUACUUCUGCGUCUAACCCUAACCUGUACAACACUGUAGAGUUGUUUUAUGUUGUGCACAACAGUCUGUAUCUAUGGCAUGCUCUCUAAGUCACGAUGCGUGUGGUAUGUUGGGUUUGGUUUGCUGCCUGCCCUACUGUUAAUACUGUUGCAAGCUGAUUUUUGAGGGGUAAGAGAAAAUACUUUACUUCUGACUACUGUCUGCAGGACCUAGGAAUUGUUUUCUCAUGACUUCUUGGAGGGCUGUGUAUCUGCAACACUCAGACCAGAGAAUAAGAGGAUCUGCUGUCUGCCAGUACUGGGGUGUCCCUAGUACUUAUUGUAUAUUUCCCAGUGUUUUUGUCCAUUUUAAAAAAAUUAAUCUAGUAAUUCACUCCUUCCUCUGAGAGAAGAGCUUGCUCGCUCUCUCCCUCCAAAGAGGUUGUGGGAGAAAUAGCUGAAACUCCGUGUAUGUGUUUCCCUUAGGGGUUCAUUUCUGCUAGACACAUGCUAGAUGUGGUGGGUGGCAGGGCUGAGCAUUGCCAAAGUCAGAGGGCCUUGCCGACAGUUUAUUCAAGCUUUGUUUCCUUCUUCCUCUUAAAUCAAUGAGAGAAUGGACCACCUCUCCUGGCUGCCACAUUAGUCAGUUCGUUUGUGCCAAACACGCCCUGUGCCUUUACAGUGGGCUCUGGCCUGCCUGCCCUCUGUGUCCCUGUGGCGGCUGCCUUUCUGAAUGCAGCAGUACUUGUUCCCCUCUCCUCUCCCUCCUUCCCCUUGCCUACUGGUGGGACAUGGCUCUGUUUCCAAUCUGCAGGCAGCUCCACUAGGACAGUCUCUAACUGCAUCCAUCUCACUGGAUGGAUCCACAUCGGCCUUCCUGCACAGGGAGGGGAAACCUCUAGUUCCAAACAGAAGACUUAAAAAUGUAACUUUGAAAUAAAAUUUUUUUUCCUCUGGGGUUUUCUUGUGCUCCUGAAAACAGCAUCUAAAGCAGCUCUUUGAGUUAAAUGUGUCCUGGGACUCUGCUGCUGUCACUGAGUUUGAGAAGACCCUUAACCACACAGCGCAUUUGGAGAUCCUGUGGAAAUCCUGUGAAAAUUACUGAUGUCAGAGCAGCAACUAGACCAGCAAUAGCAUACGCAAGUCAUGUAUUUAUACAGCAAUGUCACUAAGUAGUGUUCACAGUCACUUUAAAAGUUCAGUAUUAAAUUGAUGCUUUUUUCCCCUGUUUCUUUUUUCUAAUGUUUUGCUGAAGAAAAUGUAACUAUUUAUUUUGGCAGAAAUAUACCUUCUAAUAAAAACUUUCUCAAUAUAUUUACCUGGCUGUGGUAGGCUGCUUGCCUUGCCUUUUAAAGACUUAUUAAAUAUUUUUUGAAUGCAC
Aptenodytes forsteri (emperor penguin) is the source of this 6659-nucleotide messenger RNA. RefSeq names its product patatin like phospholipase domain containing 2 (gene PNPLA2). Bases 1 to 1404 code for a protein of 467 amino acids. Gene Ontology annotation, molecular function: triacylglycerol lipase activity. NCBI's taxonomy places the organism in Eukaryota, Metazoa, Chordata, Aves, Sphenisciformes, Spheniscidae. The record is from RefSeq and is a predicted model, not a curated record. Gene Ontology annotation, cellular component: lipid droplet; membrane; cytoplasm. The transcript is spliced from 11 exons. Gene Ontology annotation, biological process: lipid homeostasis; triglyceride catabolic process.